Messenger RNA from Penicillium mononematosum, 440 nucleotides. RefSeq lists its product as uncharacterized. The record is from RefSeq and is a predicted model, not a curated record. The coding region runs from base 1 to 411 and encodes 136 amino acids. The transcript has 3 exons. Lineage: Eukaryota; Fungi; Ascomycota; Eurotiomycetes; Eurotiales; Aspergillaceae.
AUGAAGACCUCCCUGAUCACAUUUAGUGCCCUGCUCCUCGGCCUGGUCUCGGCCCAGAAUGCUGUCGUGAACAACCACUGUGACACAUCCGUGUAUGUGCAGUCGUUCCCUUUCGAUGGCAGCGCUCCCGGCCCUCUCACGACCACUGUCAAGAUGGCUAAGACAAAGACGCUGGAUAAGCCUCUCUUCUUUGGCUAUUCGUUCUCGUCCAACCCGGACUACGCUUACUAUGAACUGAGCACGGAAUGGGGCAACCCCUUCGCAGCGAACCCUAACUCGCUCAGUCCCGGGGAGGGCUGUGAGGUCUUUGACUGUGCGGCCAAUGAUGCCGCCUGCUACAGUACCCCAGCUCAUAAGAAGGUCUAUGGGUGCCCCCAGCCAGUCACCCUGACGGCGGACCUGUGUCAGUAACUAUAUCACCUACACUCUGUAAUGUGAUA